UGAGACCAUGAAGCUCGAGUUCGCGCCUCUCAACAUCCCGCUGGCGCGGCGCCUGCAGACCGCUGCGGUGCUUCAGUGGGUCCUGACCUUCCUCCUGCUGGCACAGGUGUGCGUUGGGAUCAUGGCGAUGUUGAUCAUAUACAACUACUGGUUCCUUUACAUCCCAUAUCUAAUCUGGCUCUACUUUGACUGGCAAACCCCAGAGAAAGGAGGCAGGAGAUCCGACUGGGUCAAAAGCUGGACUGUGUGGAGGUAUUUUAAGGACUAUUUCCCAAUUCAUCUCAUCAAAACCCAGGAGUUGGAUCCAGGUCACAAUUAUAUAUUCGGGUUUCACCCUCAUGGAAUACUUGUGCCUGGAGCCUUUGGAAAUUUUUGCACAAAUUACUCAGACUUCAAGAAAUUGUUUCCCGGUUUUACGGCAUAUCUCCACGUGACCUCAUGCUGGUUCCGGUGCCCGUUUUUCCGAGAAUAUCUGAUGAGCUUGGGGCCAGUUUCUGUUUCUAAGAAGAGCAUAUCCCAUGUGUUGAGCGAGGCCAGAGGUGGGAACAUUUCUGUCAUUGUCGUUGGGGGUGCAAAGGAGUCACUGGAGGCCCACCCAGGAAAAUAUAACCUCUUUAUCAGCCAGCGCAAAGGAUUUGUGAAGAUUGCCUUGACCCAUGGCGCCAGUUUGGUCCCUGUGAUUUCGUUUGGAGAAAAUGACCUUUUUAAACAAAUCAACAACCCUGAAGGCUCCUGGCUUCGAACUGUACAAUACAGAGUGAAGAAAUUAACAGGACUUGCCUUGCCACUGUUGUAUGCCAGAGGACUUUUCCAGUACAGCUUUGGUCUAAUGCCAUAUCGGAAACCGAUCCAUGCCAUUGUUGGCCGCCCCAUCCCUGUCCAGCGGACUCUGCACCCGACUCCAGAGCAGACUGAACAGCUGCAUCAGACCUACAUGGAGGAGCUAAGGAAACUAUUUGAUGAGCACAAAGGGAAGUACGGUAUUCCAGAACACCAAACUCUGGUUUUUAAAUGACUCUCCCCCUUCAAA
Molecule: messenger RNA, 1030 nt
Organism: Phodopus roborovskii (desert hamster)
Lineage: Eukaryota; Metazoa; Chordata; Mammalia; Rodentia; Cricetidae
Gene: Mogat1
Product: monoacylglycerol O-acyltransferase 1
Exons: 6
Coding region: 8-1015 (335 amino acids)
Biological process (GO): triglyceride biosynthetic process; diacylglycerol biosynthetic process
Cellular component (GO): endoplasmic reticulum membrane
Molecular function (GO): diacylglycerol O-acyltransferase activity
Source: RefSeq, a predicted model, not a curated record